GCAAAUGCGAAGUCAGACAAAGCAAUGAAGGACCGCGUCAAUGAGAAUCAGCAGAUGAGGAGGCGCUUAGAAAAUGAGCUCCGGGAGACUUGCAAUCAGAUAAAUCUUACGAAGAACACCAUCCAGGACACAAAGCAUCAGAUCCGGUCUCUGGAAGAGCCCAUGGAGAUGUGCUCAACUUGUGCAUCCUGGCGGAAGCAGCGUGCGACCAAGGAGCACAUACUGGAUCCUGUCACGACUACGCUGCAGGAGCACCAGAUGACACUUCUUCGUUGUCACGAGGACCUGCGCCAGCAUCAUCAGAACGAGAAGAGCGUCUUGCAGGAGCUGAACGAGAAGAAG
Symbiodinium sp. CCMP2592 is the source of this 342-nucleotide messenger RNA. The record is from the annotation of a GenBank genome assembly. NCBI's taxonomy places the organism in Eukaryota, Dinophyceae, Suessiales, Symbiodiniaceae.